Messenger RNA from Funneliformis caledonium, 733 nucleotides. Lineage: Eukaryota; Fungi; Glomeromycota; Glomeromycetes; Glomerales; Glomeraceae. The record is from the annotation of a GenBank genome assembly.
AUGGUUAUAUCCGAUAGAGCAUGUGAUUACUGUUUCGCUUAUUGUGUGAUAUUAUUGAUUUCAUUCCAGCUUUGGUAUGGGACUCCGCAUGUUUCAUUUUCUGAGGAUUUGGAAGAAAUGUCAAAGUCUUAUCUGUACGUUGGUUCUUCUUCUAUUCCCGCUGGUUAUCGUAUCUUAUAUAAUUAUACAUUUUCUUCUUACUUAGCAUAUGAUGUUGCAGUAAUUGACAGUUCAAAAGUAAGGACACGUACAAUUUUUGGAAAUGCUUCAAGAAUGUCAAUUCCAAUUAUAAAUAAAUUACCUUCCGGUGGAAUUCUAUCCUAUGUUCUGUCAAAAUCACAAAUGGAAAAUCUUGCCAAUAAUUCUCAGAUUGAUCAGAUUUAUGUUGAACCUUUAAUGCAUUGUCUUGAACCUGUAAGGUCUUGCUCAAGGACUAAUAAACUUGUUCAAGAUGAUAUUCAAUGUUUGACCAUAGCUAAUCCAAACAAUUUUGAGGUUAACGUUGAGUUUACUGUGAAAUUUUAUGUUACAAACGUAAAUGAGGAUGAAUUGGAUGAAAAUUUGCAGCAACUUGAUAGUAAUGAUGACGGUUUUACAAAUGAUAAAAAUACAAAAUUGUUGACAGAUACGGAAAAAAACAUUGGACAGGAUCAGCAAGAGUCAAAAAUUAAUACAAAAUCAAAAUUACUUGUUGAUACCGUUAAAUCAGUUUUUUUGGUGGUGUUAAGUUCGG